Messenger RNA from Fraxinus pennsylvanica, 648 nucleotides. Lineage: Eukaryota; Viridiplantae; Streptophyta; Magnoliopsida; Lamiales; Oleaceae. The record is from the annotation of a GenBank genome assembly.
AUGGAGCAGCUAUGUUCUCGGUUCCCACGUCGGAUUUUGGCCAGUAGAAGCAGUGGCACAGAGGUUGUAAGUACGAAGAGAAGAAGCGGCGAGAAUAGAGAAGAUAGCGGUGCGGUGAGCAAGAAAAGCUUCAAAAGGGUAGCAGAGUCUUCAGAAUCCUGUAGACAAUUAGGUGCCCAAAAAAAAGGGCCGGCGAGUGUGCGUGCUCUGCAUCAGAACGGAGACCCAUUAGGGAAGAGGGAUUUGGGUAAAGGAGUGGUGCAAUGGAUAUGCCAGGGCAUGAGAGUAAUGGCUUUGGAUUUUGCCAUAGCGGAGAUGCAGGGGGGAUUUUCGGAGCUCAAACAGCGAAUGGGGCCUGGUUUGACAUUGAUUUCGAAUUGGAGAGAAACUGAGUCAUGGAAGCAGCUCAAGGAACUUGCCAAUUCAGCUCAGCACAGAGCCAUUAAAAGGAAGACUAUCCGAUCGAAGUCUGUUCGUGGUGUUCUUGGACUGGACCUGGAGAAAGUCAAAGCCAUUCAGAACAAAAUUGAUGAAUUUACCAACCAUUUGUCGAAUCUGCUGCGUGUAGAAUUUAGAAAGGAUGCAGAACUGGAAUUUAGUCAAUUUACACAGGAGGAGCUGAAUGCUAUUCUUUAUUUCUUUUCAUGA